AAGCAGGGCGAGCAGCGGCUGGGAGUUCACCUGUGGCGGCGGGGGGGCGGGGGGAGCCGGCGCAGGGCAGGGGCUUCGAGGCGCCCGGGUCGGGGACUGGAAGCGAGGCCGUGGCAGCUAUGAUACACUUUAUACUGCUUUUCAGCCGACAAGGGAAAUUAAGACUUCAAAAGUGGUUUAUUACGCUGCCUGAAAAAGAGAAGAAAAAGAUAACCCGGGAAAUUGUGCAGGUUAUUCUGGCUCGCAAUCAGAAAAUGAGCAGUUUUGUUGACUGGAAAGACCUCAAGCUUGUUUACAAAAGGUAUGCUAGUUUAUAUUUCUGCUGUGCAGUAGAGGAAGAGGAUAAUGAGCUCUUGACGCUAGAGAUUGUCCAUCGUUACGUAGAGCUUUUGGACAGAUAUUUUGGAAAUGUGUGUGAGCUAGAUAUUAUCUUCAACUUUGAAAAGGCCUACUUUAUUCUUGAUGAGUUUCUAAUGGGAGGAGAAAUUCAAGAAACUUCCAAAAAAUCUGCAGUGAAAGCCAUAGAAGAUGCUGACAUGUUACAGGAGACUAUGGAAGAAUACAUGAGCAAGCCUGCCUUUUAACUAGGACCUGCAUAAACGGAAGACGCUGCCCACCAUGUAUAUGUAAAAUUUGCCUUUUUCUAGGUGACAGAUUCUUUGAGAAACACACAAACCCUCCAUAAAACCCCCAAAGGAAUAUGUCCAUGUAACAGUCAAGAUAAAGGUCAGCUACAGUGGCACAUAUGUAACAACAUACCUGUAUUAUACCUAGAUAAAGUUUCUUGUAGCUUAAUCUAACAAAUGCUUUGUUUCUAGAGCAAGUCUUCGCCAUCAACUACUGCAUUCCAACAAAUUGAUACUAGAACACUUGAAGGAUAUAUUUAUAUGACUUUGGGUCAAUUUCUGACCAAUUCAGUAUAAUUUUGUAAAAAAAAAAGCCAUUUAUUUUGAAUGUGAUCAGUUUUCUGGAUUAAUAAUGAUGAUGAUUUUCCAAAAACUUCA
Messenger RNA from Hemicordylus capensis (graceful crag lizard), 1004 nucleotides. RefSeq names its product adaptor related protein complex 1 subunit sigma 3 (gene AP1S3). The record is from RefSeq and is a predicted model, not a curated record. The transcript has 5 exons. Gene Ontology annotation, cellular component: intracellular membrane-bounded organelle; membrane coat; AP-1 adaptor complex. Gene Ontology annotation, molecular function: clathrin-cargo adaptor activity. Gene Ontology annotation, biological process: intracellular protein transport; vesicle-mediated transport. Bases 120 to 584 code for a protein of 154 amino acids. Lineage: Eukaryota; Metazoa; Chordata; Lepidosauria; Squamata; Cordylidae.